UAUCUUCAGUUGUACGCGCGCGUUCGCAAGGGGUGGUUUCUUCAACAGACGUCGUCCGGUUCCCUCGCAUUUUUUGGGAUAGAAGGCACAACAAAAACCGUUGAAUUAUAGACAAUGUAAAUUAUAUGAAAACAAUAACUGACAUUAUUGAAUACAGCAGUAGAGUGAGAAUAAUAUCAUCAUCAUCGAGAUGUUUGGAGUUGUAGUGUGCGCCGUUUUUAUGAUGCAUCUAGUGCCAGCGAUGUUUGGCCAGGACGAAAUAUACUUCUCGCAGACGCCGAAGGACGUGAGCGUGGUCACCGGGAAAUCUGUUUCGCUUCCGUGCGAGGUUACACCAAACCAGGGUGUCUCCUACUAUUGGGAAUUGAACGGAUCCAGGAUUUACAACACGACUCGUCGCUUCCAGCGUGGUUCCAGCCUCCAUAUCAACCGCGUGGAUCGCGAAAGGGACUCUGGACAGUUCACUUGCAUUGCCCAGGAUCAAAAAGGCCUUUCCAUCACCAGUUCAGCCGCAUCCUUGAACAUACACUGGAUCGAAGAAGCCUCCGUUCAGCUUCAAUCUCCGGAAUCUGCAUCCUACAUCGCCAAGGGAACCGAGGUGGUGUUGCGAUGUCAUCUGGAAGCCUCCGGAGACGUCCACUAUGAAUGGUUUAGAAAUGCUGAUAGAUUGGUAAAGACGGCUAAGAUGGAUAUCAAGAAGAAAAAGUUGCACAUCAAAUCAGUGGCUCCUUCGGACAAUGGUAUAUAUCGCUGCACGGCUCAGAACGAAGCAGGAUCCCAGCACAGCUUCAAAAACUUUGCUCUUGCCGUUGCCGGAGAUGAUACUGCCCUAAUCCAAAUCGUUCCUAAAAACCAAUUGGUUAAGAAGGGUGCCGCAGCACGUUUCGACUGCACCUACCAACACGCCGACGUCACCGAGUGGUACUUCAAAGACGUGGGCCCUCUGGAAUCGGACAAAAGGAUCAAAGUGCACCCGAACGGUAGUCUGGAGAUCAACGAGGUCCGCGACAGUGACAAGGGCAUGUACAACUGCGUGGGCAUUCGGGGCGAAUCCAAGGAGGUUCCCCAGAGCUACACGGCCGAACUGCACGUAGCAUUUAUCCACAAUUUGACCGACGCCUUGUUCGAGCCGCCGCUUCCAGAAGGCUCCAAGCACGUAAUCGCCGAGGAUUCCUUCUUCCAGCAGACGUGUCUGGAACCGAAAAGCGUCCCGCCGGCGAAGAAGUUUUGGAUGAAUCCUGACGGCCACACGAUCUCUGAUUCGGGCGACGUUAAGGUCGACGAUGACGGACGUUUGAUUCUUGAUAGCGUCAAGAGGGACAAUGCUGGGACGUACACAUGUGUUGCCGAGAACGUCGCUGGGAAAACCGAGAAGUCUUUCCAACUCGUAGUUACAACAAAACCAGUAAUAACUGAAAACCCAGAAAGCGUCACAGCAGAGGAGAACGAAGCUUCGGUUCUUAAAUGCGGAUUCACUAGUGAAUCGGCGACGGAAUUUACGACCGUGAGGUGGCGAAAAGAUGGUAAAGUGAUCAAAUCUGACGACACUUCCAACCACCAGAGAUUGAAGGUAUUCAAGCAGAACGGCACGCUUGUCCUACAAUCGACAAAGAUAUCUGAUAGGGGAGAAUACCUGUGCGAGAUCCUGACCAAAGGUUUCGCGCCCGUCCUCUCGAAGCCGGCAACGAUCUCCGUCAUCGAGCAAUUGAAGUUUGUGCCGCCGCCGGUGAACAAAAAGCUUGAGCUGAGCAGCGUCGCGAAAUUGCACUGCAAGGCCCAAGGAACGCCGCCUCCCAUUGUCCAUUGGGAAAAAAUCGGCGGGCCGCUCCCAACACACAUAACAGACGUGAACGGCACUCUGCACUUCAACGGCGUUCUUCCCGAAGAUAAAGGGAAGUACAUGUGCACGGCCACCAAUAGCCAAGGCGUCAUCAAUGUCACCGUCAACAUCGAUGUAGUCGUGUCACCAAAAUUCACUGUAGUCCCGAAAAACCCGACCGAGGCCCACGAGGGGUCCGCUUUGAUGAUUGAUUGCGUUGUCGAGGGCGACCCGAAGCCCACGGUCCAGUGGGAAAAGAACUUGCGGCUGAACGAUUUCGACAAAACUAGAUUCACGAUCUUUGAUAAUGGUAGCCUGUACAUCAGCGAAGUCCACAAGGAGGAUGAAAACAAUUACGCCUGCACCGGCGGCAACAGUGCCGGCUUGAAUCGAAAGGAAAUGAGAUUAAUCGUUCACAUUAGAGACGGAUUCCAUCCGGGUGAUAAUGUCGACGGAGAAGGAUCGACGGUGACUAAGGCCGUCUUAAUUACGAUGUCGGUAGCUGCAGCUUACAUCAUCCUUGUGGUAGGACUAAUGGUCUGGUGCAGGUACAGAAGACGUUCCAGAAAAUUGCCAAUUAGCGAAGCUGGAAAGACGGAGAACGGCGAAACGGAUCCGACGGAACUGAAGGAGGCGACGAUAGCCGUGGAGACUAAUGGGCAUGUGGUGGGAGCGACGGUUACAGGGGCUGGUCCUUCGAAGCCCGUCGAGAACGGAGAUGCCCUCAAGGAGGGACAAAAAAGCGACGGAGCCGAGACGACCCAUUCGCAGAGCUCGGCGCACUCAAAGAAAUCCAAGUCCAAUUACGACAAGAUCGCCUUCUCCAGGUCUAAUCUGAGGGAUAGCAAAUUGAUCGGACGCGGUGAGUUCGGAGACAUAUUCGCUGCGAAAGUGGCGAAGAGUGUGCUGCUUGGUGAAAAGAGGAACUCGGCGUCGACGCCGACAGGAGGAUCAGAUGAGAAGGAGGUCGCAGUUCUGGUGAAAUCAUUGACGCAAACCAAAGAUGAGAACAGUUUGGCAGAGUUCAAGAGGGAGAUCGACAUGUUUACCAAACUUAGUCACGAAAAUAUUACCAAACUUCACGGACUCUGCAGAGAGGAAGAACCGCAUUACAUGAUCCUGGAAUACACUGAUUGGGGUGAUUUGAAGCAAUUCCUGGUGGCUACACAGAAAGGCAGUCCUCCAGCUUUGACCCCGGUACAAUGUGUUGCCGUAAUUCAGCAAGUUGCCCAAGCCCUGGACCAGAUUUCGAACGAGCGCUUCGUCCACCGCGAUCUCGCCGCUAGGAACUGCCUUAUCACUUCCAAAUUGUUGGUGAAGGUAGGACUUCCACGACUGACCAGAGACCCCUUCAGCCAAGAGUACUGCAAACACGCCAAUCAGAUUAUUCCAUUGCGUUGGUUACCGCAUGAGGCUGUAUACGAGGACGAGUAUUCGACGAAGAGCGAUGUUUAUGCCUUCGGGGUGCUCAUAUGGGAGAUCUUCAAUCAGGGUGAGUUACCCUUCCCCAAGAUGAACGACAAUAGUUUCCUCGCCAAGCUCAAAGAGAAGUCACUCGAGUGGAAGUUCCACAAAGACACGCCACCCGACCUAGAGAAACUUCAGGAGAGAUGCCUCGACGUGAACCCGCAGGAGAGGCCGACGUUUGCAGAACUCGCCAAGGAAAUCGAAACGAUCCUCAAGUCGAUUUCCUUAGUAAGCGUUGUCCAUUCGGGGAAGCACGAGAUGAAAAGGUUCCAGAUCGUUCUCUUCGCCCUCAUAGGAGCGAUCUCCACAAGCGAAGGUCUACGGUGUUACACCUGCUCCUUUCAGGAAUGGGAAACUGAUCAGAAAUGCGUCACGGAUCCUGCAAAUGUGGAGACUUCGACCCCAAUUACCAACUGCAACAAGAAUUACUGCACAUCAAUUCGCGUAGAGUAUGUGACUCCGAAAGGAAAGGUAAUGCAAAUGCUGAGAGGUUGUGAGGAUGUUCCCAUCUUGUUGAACGAGGACUUUGAGGAUCCGGUCUUCAGGCAUUAUUACCGGUCGUGCCAGACUGAUCUUUGCAACGGGGGAACUGGUAAGGACGGAGGUGCCGGCGAAGAACAUUUUGGAGGAUUCGGAGUGCUCUACGUUCCAGGUGUUGGAGAUAAUGCAGCAAACAUCUUCACGCCAUCAUUAUUAACGUUCAUUUCCAUGUUUCUUGUGAAUUAUAUCGUCAAUUAAAGCAUGUUUUUUAAUGACAUUGCUAAUAUUUCCAUAUAAAUAAAUGUGCUUAUUUUAAUUUAUCAACUCAAAUGAAAUGUUUAAUUCAUAUAGUUAAACAGUAAAAACAUUGAUAAUCAAACACAAAGCAUAAAUAAAAUCAUAGUCAGUAGUUUUCAAAUCGUGUCGACUUACAUAACCCUUAUAAUUAUAUUUUUACGAAACUGCUACUAACGAAACUCCUCAGGAUAUUGCUUAAAACUCCAUCACUCUCGGUUCUUUCAGAACGUAUACUGGGUUUUAAUCAAUUUAUAUGUCUACAAAUGAUAUUUAUUAUAGCUUAUAAGCAUUUUUAAGUGUAUGCUUUUAUGAACAAUAUUACCAUUAUUACACACAUGGGCGCCUUGAAACAUGAAUGUAUUUAAUUUUUAAAAUGAUACUCAUCGUACCAAAGAUAAACGCACAUUUUUCUACUGUCAAAUAAAUAUAUAUUGUAAAA
Molecule: messenger RNA, 4502 nt
Organism: Nicrophorus vespilloides
Lineage: Eukaryota; Metazoa; Arthropoda; Insecta; Coleoptera; Silphidae
Product: tyrosine-protein kinase-like otk
Exons: 19
Coding region: 191-4024 (1277 amino acids)
Biological process (GO): protein phosphorylation; axon guidance; dendrite self-avoidance
Cellular component (GO): plasma membrane; axon
Molecular function (GO): ATP binding; cell-cell adhesion mediator activity; protein tyrosine kinase activity
Source: RefSeq, a predicted model, not a curated record